GAUAAAUCCUAGUCUUAUAUAUAGGGAGGAGGAGUAAUAAGAUUAUAUAGUGGAGUAGGAUAUAUAGUGGAGGAGAUCAGGUUUUCCGUUAUUUCCAAACCGCUAUACGCCACCGCCGCCGUCCCAAUAUGAGGGGUGAUUGUGAUGUCUCUAUGCUUAUUAGCAAGGAUUUGUUGGUCCUAAGCGAUGAUAAACAAACUCAAACUCAAACUCAAACUCAAGCUGAAGCUGAAGCUGAAACGUGUGUGGGUGUUGGGGAGUUGAAUGACAUAACCACUCAAAACGAUUUGAGUGAAGAGGAAAGUAUUGAGGUGAAUGUGGAGGGAGAGGGAGAGGGAGGUGCUAUAACCACUCAAAAUGACAUUGAUUGGAACCAUGAGUUCCCUCCACUUGUUACUCCAAAUACUAUCAAAGUUCUCGAUCCAAGCCCUUCAACUUGGGUGGAUGCACUCAAAAAACCAUGUUGUCCCAAGAAUAAAUUCCACAUAUCCACCAAGGUAAAUGGACAAAAAUCUAAUGUCAAUGGAGAGCAAUAUUGUGAUUCUGAUACACAGCUCAAAGCGAAAUCUAUUGCACCCUCGGUUUUCAGUACUGAUGAGCAUGAGCUUGCCUCCAGCUUCUUUUCAAUCAACAUUCCAAAUUUUCAUGACAAAUUUCUCAAGGAACAAAUCAGUCUUGCAGAUUUACGGAAUGAACAGAAUGGUCAUGAACAUGGAAAUGAGUUGAAGUACGAAGAAAUAGAUUCUCAUCUGUCUAUGAUUGUGGACCGCCAAGGCCAAGAGGCCAUUGAACAAGAGAUGUUUCCGGAGGAGUAUUUGAAGACUCCAAACGAAACCCUCAAAGCUAGUGGCUUCAAAGUUGAGAGUGUUGCAGUAGUAACACCAAAGCACAGUAAUGGUGAUUUGAAAGAUGUUAGUAAUGACAAGGUAGAAGAAAUGGAGAGAAAAGAGCAGAAAGUUGAAAUGGGGGAAGAAGAAAAAAGAGAGAAGAAGAGGCAGAAAAGAUUAAGAUUGAGGGAAAGAAAGAGGGCUGCUGCAACAGUUGCAAGGGAUGGUUUUUCACUCAACAUUGCUAAUCAAGAGUUCAACAAUGAUGAAAUGAAGAAGAUUGAAACAGCCGAGAACCAGAGUGAACCUUCUUCUUCAAUCAUGCUUGGGGGAGAUCAAGAUGAAAUAGAAACACCUGAGUACCAAAGCGAACCUCCUUCUUCACUCAACAUGCAGCAACAAAUUGCCAUGCUCAAGCUCAAAGAAGCGUCAAAGAUAGAAAAGAGAAGGAACAAGAAGAAGGCAAAGGCAAAGGCAAAGGCAAAGGCAAAGACAACAACUCCGAGAGACAAGAAGAUGAAGUGGAUUUUCAUCACCCUAAUAACUUUUAUAACUCUUAUGUUAUGUCGCAGAAAUAUUCUUUACUAGAUUUGGUAUAUAUAUACUGUUGGUUAGUGUUACUAGUUAGU
This is a messenger RNA of Salvia hispanica, 1456 nucleotides long. RefSeq lists its product as uncharacterized. The record is from RefSeq and is a predicted model, not a curated record. Lineage: Eukaryota; Viridiplantae; Streptophyta; Magnoliopsida; Lamiales; Lamiaceae.